UCGACUGAAAUGUUUAAACUUUUGGUAGUGGUUUCCUUUUAUUUGGCAAAGAGUUGGUUAAUUGAAGCAACUGUGUCUGACAAGAGGUAUACCCAUCACCGCGACGUUUCGGAGUACUGUCGACGUCGGGCACUACCUUCUGUGUUCUUAGGCAGGCAUGUCUUGAACGCUAAUUCGCAAGUUCUCCAUUUUUCUAGACUGGAGUUACCGUACAGCUGUUCUAUUAGUGUAAGAGCUGAGUCUGGAAGUAAUAUAAUCCUGGUUGUUCAAUACGUAUCUGCAAAUACAUUGUUAAGAUCCUGUACGGAAGACAAUCAUCAGCUAAUUGUUUACGAGAUAGGUGAAACCUUUGGCGGUUACUGGGGACCUCUGCCGGACUCUAUUAUGCGACAAGAGAUGAAAAACUUCACACAAUUUUACACGUUACAUACAACGAAACCAACAACUACUGUCGAUAGCAGUUCUGACAGUUACGACGAAUACGAAGCGGAGACGACAACUGUGACAUCAACGACGACAGAAAGAAAACUUGUUAAAGGCUCGGAUUAUAUUGAAAUAGAGUUGCCGUUAGUUAACGUGUCUGGGAAUAUUCCACUCAAUCGACUAGAUGAUGUAGAGGAGGUUUUAGAGCUUAUAAACGAUAUCACACCGAGAGAAGGGGCUGAUUACGACACGAGUAUAUUACCAUUGCUACAGUUUUCUAUGGUAACAUCAAAAGAUUCAACGCUCAGUGAAUUUAACAAAGAUAAAUUAAAGUUUGCUUCAAAAUAUUAUACUGGAUUUUAUACUCCUGACCCACGACUUAAUUACGAAACAAUUAACCAAAGGAAACAAAGACUGCCCCACAGAUAUAAUAGUUUUUCAAACAGAAGACUUAAUUUUAAAAAAAGGCUACCAACGUUAUUUUCAAAAGCUAUAUCUACAACAUAUCGUAGGCAGGUCAAUCCUUAUAUAUUUCCAAGAACUGAAGAGGAUGAGAUUUCAUUAUAUUUUACAAAUUCAAUGUCAUCUCCUCAUGAGGCUAGAGAAACAAUAAGUAAACCUCAAGAAAUUAUUGACGAUAUAUUAAAAUCUUUAAGUCACACGACUGAAUCUUACCAAAGUCAAAAUUAUCUUAUCCAGAGGAUGUUAGAUUCGCAACAGAAUUCUAGUGUUUAUUUACGUCCAUAUCAUUACGAAAUGAAUAGUUUAAUAACUAAUGUAACCAGCAAAGAUGUAAUAAUUAAUAUUAAUCAAACAAUAAAUAACGUUACAAUCAGAGGUGUUACAGAAUUAAAGAGGCUGUCUCAUCAAAUUAAAGCGACAGACGCUUACAAUGAUUCGAGUAUUAAGUCUACCGAAAUUACUUUUAAAAACAAAACUACGAAUUUCUUUACGGAUAAUCAAACAGAUUCCUAUUUUACCAACAUUGCGUCGCUAAAUGUAAGCGAAGACAAAAUAAGCAAUAAUGUUAUUUAUACGUACCCGAUUGAAGAUCCAGAACCGGUGACGCAUUCCAUGGUAAAGCAUGAGUCUUGGGAUAAUGUAGUGCGUGCUGCCCCUGUCAUGGCUGUCCUUCUAAACCAAACUCUACCCCCUGACAUUUACGCAAAUAUUAAUAAUCAAGACAAAGUUAAUGAAACUGUUAAAGUAGGAAAAACGAGAGAUAUUCAAAUUUCACGUAAAAAGCGUCACAUCCAACCUUUAGAAAUAAAAAAUGCGAUUCCUCGUGUUAUGACUACGGCUAGAAACUCGUUUACGACAAAGAAAAAUGUAGAGGAAUUUGUCGAUGUCCAAGAUAUAUCACAUCUCGUAGAACUGAAAGACGAUGAGAUACACGGUCGCGUGGCGCUACGCUAUAUGAGGAGCUACGUAGGCUCUACGCUGUUUAAUAUCUGCGACACUCGAGACGCCAAGGCCCGACAUGUAUAUCUCUUCAAUACUUCCAGAAUUGUCAUUGCGAUUAGUAAUUAUACGAUGAAAAAAAUGACAUUGGUGAUGACUCCGGCGCGUGUGCUAAAAAGCAAGGAGAUAAGCUGCCCAGCGGCACACGUCGAGUGCCAGGUGUCUGGUGCCCGCGUCUGCAUCGACUCCAUGAGCGCCUGCGACGGAGUCCCCAACUGUGGCGCAUAUGAUAUAUACGACGAAGACCGCUUGCUAUGCGGCGUGGUGUCCAACUUGUACCACAACGUGUACCUCGCUGCAGGCACCUUUCUUGCCGUCCUCCUCACACUAUUGUACACCGUGCACUACUGGCUGAAGCGCUGCGUGCCUGGUGUCUCUGAGGCAUUCUUCAUCUACACAGAUCGAUCUGAAAAUAUUUUAAACCUUGAGACUAUUAUGCAAAGCCCAAAUGAGGACGACUUGGGUUCGAAAAUGGUGUACGGGGCCCACUUCUUUUACGACGAUACUUUAGACAUGUACAAUGAUAAAACAAAAGAAACCGUAUUUAAGAAAAUGUGGAGAUUCUGUAUAUCUUGUUGCCCUAAAAGGCAUUCAAAAAAGAAAGAUAUAAAAGAUGAAAUUUCCUCACAUGGUUCAGAUACAAACCAACCUCCGGUGAAGCGAUUAUUUUCCUUCGCAGAAUUAGAACUAAGCAAGAUCUCACCAAAGAUGUAUUAUGAUGCAAAUGUUCAAACUGGCGAAAGUUUAGAAAUAGAUCAUCUUCAAACCCAUAAUCUAGAUAACAAUCUGGUUUUAAAUACUGACAAAAACAAAAAGAAUAGAAAAGAAAUAGAAGAAUUGAACAUCUUAAAGUUUUUAAAGGAAUCUAAAUCUGAGUCAAUCCAAUCUUUUCCAAAGACAGAAACUUAUAAAUCUGUAGAUAAUGAUGACAAAAAUCUAUAUUUUAACAAUACAAUACACGAGAAGAGAGAAUUAUCCAGCACUGUUUACGAGCCUCAUAGUUCCAAGUCACAAAAACACGAACAUGUCAAAGUUGUUACUAGAUGUGAUAUACAUUCUGAUAAGGUUGAACCAUCGCUUCUAAAACGUUUACGUUUUGAUGAAGAAGCGACCACAAUACCAUCAACGCAUACAGAUGAAGAAAUUCUAGAAGGAGAAGAACAAUCUAGUACUCAAGUCGUACUGGGAACUGAAAAGUUACGGCGUUCAGAUGAUAUAGAGGAACAAGAAAGUGGGUCUGGUAGAGAAUUUAUGCGUUUCUGGACGAGUGCCAAAGAUAAAAAGGCGAAAAAGAGGAAGCGCAUAGUAUUGCAUUGAAGUAUAACAG
Messenger RNA from Papilio xuthus (Asian swallowtail), 3211 nucleotides. RefSeq lists its product as uncharacterized. Lineage: Eukaryota; Metazoa; Arthropoda; Insecta; Lepidoptera; Papilionidae. The coding region runs from base 10 to 3201 and encodes 1063 amino acids. The transcript is spliced from 15 exons. The record is from RefSeq and is a predicted model, not a curated record.